Molecule: messenger RNA, 1172 nt
Organism: Fusarium redolens
Lineage: Eukaryota; Fungi; Ascomycota; Sordariomycetes; Hypocreales; Nectriaceae
Exons: 2
Coding region: 65-1108 (347 amino acids)
Molecular function (GO): oxidoreductase activity
Source: RefSeq, a predicted model, not a curated record
CAGACAUCCUCAACCAUCGGACCAAGAAUCCCAAUAAGGCUUAUUGCAAUUUCAACUCCGCAUCAUGGCAGGUCAGCACACCGUCUUCCGUUUGAAACAUCGGAAGGGAUUCGACGGUCUUUAUCAGCAACGAGAAGACGUCCCCAAGAUCACGAAGCACGAGGUUCUUAUCAAGGUCCGCAGUGUUUCUUUGAACUUUCGCGACAUCGCCAUUGCCACGUCGAAAUAUCCAUUCCCAGUUGCAGACAACGUGGUGCCAUGUUCCGACAUGGCUGGCGACAUCGCCGAGAUCGGCGAAAGCGUUCAAGAGCUGAGUGUAGGAGACAAAGUCGUCGCAUCAUUCGAUAUCACCAACCUCUACGGUCCGCAACGCGACUGGAACUAUGGACAAGGCGGCCCUAUCGAUGGUGUACUUCGUCAAUAUGCAGUAUUGCCAGCCUCAGCCAUCGUCAAGGUCCCUUCUGAUUCUCCUCAAACCUAUUCUCAAUGGGCGUCUGUGGUCUGCACGGGUGUCACGGUGUGGAAUGCUUUCUAUGGAAACCUACCUUUGCGCCCAGGGCAAGUCGUAUUGUGUCAAGGAACCGGUGGUGUCUCGAUCACUGCUACAAUCCUAGCGAAAGCAGCAGGCGCUACGGUGAUCAUUACAUCUUCCAGUGACGACAAGCUGGCGCUCGCUAAAUCCAAGUUCGGAGCCGACCACGGAAUCAACUACAAGAGCACACCCGAUUGGGCAGCCAAAGCUCUGGAGUUAACUGGAGGGAAGGGCGUCGACUACAUCAUGGAGAACGGCGGCUCUGGUACAAUUGCCCAAAGUAUCAAAGCAAUCGCUUACGGUGGUAUUAUCAACGUAAUCGGUUUCUUGGCUCAAGCGUCGCAAGAGGAGAUGCCUGAUGUUGCCGGCCUUGCUCUCUCCAAGGGCGCAGUUGUCCGUGGCAUCAUGGUCGGGUCUAAACAGCUCCUGGAAGAAGCGGUUAGGUUCGUCUCUCAGCGACAGCUAAAACUUCCAGUCGAGAAGGAGUUCCCAUUCACCCUUGAAGGUGUUCGAAAUGCAUAUGAGUACCUGGUUUCUGGCCAGCAUGUUGGCAAGGUCUGUAUCAAUGUAGACUAGAUAGCCUUGUGUGCAUUUUUCUCUGAGUAAGUGCACUAGUUGACGAAUACAACAUAUGUACCCG